Agelaius phoeniceus (red-winged blackbird) is the source of this 809-nucleotide messenger RNA. The record is from RefSeq and is a predicted model, not a curated record. Lineage: Eukaryota; Metazoa; Chordata; Aves; Passeriformes; Icteridae.
AUGGGGACCCCCCCGUGCGGUGCCGCCGCGCUGGCCGCAGCCCAGGUGACCUCGGAGGACCAGGAAGUGCCGGAGAACAAACCCGUGGAGCUGCGCUGCGCCGCGUUCCGCUCCAGCUCGGGCAGCGCCCGCAUCGAGUGGAAAUUCCAGAGGGGCUCAUCCCUGACACUGAUCUACUACGGGGGGGAGCUCACAGAGCCGUACCGGGACCGUGUCCAGUUCUCACCCACGUCCAUCCGCUUCGCGUCGGUGACGCGGGAGGACAGCGGCAAGUACAUCUGCGAGGUGGUGGGGGGAGGCAGCCACAUCGCCAAGUCCGAGGUCAACCUCAUCGUCCAGGUGCCCCCGGGGAAGCCCCUGGCCCACGUGCCCAGCUCAGCCACCGUGGGUGCCCGGGCCGUUCUGCGCUGCUCCGAGGCCCAGGGCUCGCCCCCUCCCACCUUCCGCUGGUACAAGGACGGCACGGAGCUGCCCCAGGACCCCAAAUCCAGCCCUGCCUUCCGCAACUCCUCCUACAGCCUGGACCCGCGCACGGGGGAGCUGGUCUUUGAGCCGGUGGGGGGCUGGGACACGGGCGAUUAUCACUGCGAGGCCUCCAACAACGUGGGCAGCCCCCAGAAAUCCGACGUCUUCCGCAUGGAGGCCAGCGAGGUGAACGUGGGCGGCAUCGUGGCCGCCGUGGUGCUGCUGCUCCUGGUCCUGGGCCUCGCCGCCUUCGGGGUCUGGUUCGCCCACAGGCGCGGCUACUUCAGCAAAAAAACAGAGUGAGUGACACCAGAGCCACCUCCUCCUCCUCCUGCUGGGUGACC